Molecule: messenger RNA, 1147 nt
Organism: Schizophyllum commune H4-8
Lineage: Eukaryota; Fungi; Basidiomycota; Agaricomycetes; Agaricales; Schizophyllaceae
Product: purine and uridine phosphorylase
Exons: 10
Coding region: 19-1056 (345 amino acids)
Biological process (GO): uridine catabolic process
Cellular component (GO): cytosol
Molecular function (GO): uridine phosphorylase activity
Source: RefSeq, a predicted model, not a curated record
GCCUUCGUCCUGAUUGUGAUGAAGGACGCACUAACGGACGCCAACUUCCCUCGUACUGCCGAUGGGCGUGUCUACCACCUAGGCGUCCGCCCAGGCGAGGUCGCGAACCGCAUCGUCACUGUGGGCUCGCCCUCGCGCGCGCAUACCUUAGCGUCGCUGUUAGAUGCGUCGCCAAAGCCCUUCACGCUCGCUUCUGAGCGUGGCUUCCUGACCAUCACUGGGCGCUACAAGGGCGUCCCAAUCUCUAUCAUGAGCAUCGGUAUGGGCUCGCCCAACCUCGAUUUCUUUGUUCGCGAGUCGCGCGAAUGCGUCGUUGGCGACAUGGCGAUCGUGCGGCUCGGAUCCUGCGGCGGCCUCCUCGAUGUCCAGCCGGGAACCGUUGUCGUACCGCGCGCGUGCGUGAACGUGUGGCGCAACGUCGACUUCGAUUUCCUGAACUGCGAGGAAGAGAACCCGAAAGAUGCGUAUAUGGUCAGCAAGCCGGCAAGCGCUGACCAGGAAUUGCAUGACAUCGUUCAAGCGGCUCUGGAGGCGGCAAAGCCUGCUGAUUGGCCCGCUCCAAUUCUUGGCGGCACUGUCAAUGCGUCGGCGGACAGCUUCUACUCCUCGCAAGGUCGUCAGACAUCAUUCCCAGAUCACAACUCCGGUCUCAUCGAACGGCUGCUACGCGAAGUCGAAGGUCUGGCGACGCUCGAGAUGGAGACCUUCCAUUUGUAUCACCUCGCCCGCUGCUGGGGCCGCAAGCGCACGACCGCCUCAAGCGGAGCGCCGCCGCUGGCCACCGGUCCCGUGGAGCCCAGCAUAUCGGAGGGGAAGGCGGCGUCGCAGUCUACUGACAAAGACACCGGAGUCGCCGCCCGCGUCGCUGCGCCGGACACGACGAUCCGGGCUGCGGGUGCUCAAAUUAUCUUUGCGGCACGCCAGUCGCGCGGUUUCAUCACGCCUGAGCAGGUGGGACAAGUUGAGCGGUGGGCCGGCCAAGGUGUAUUGGAUGCGCUGGCAAGUGUAAACAUUGAGAAAAUACACCCUGAGCAAGACAGCGUUUGGGCUCUGUAGAUAGAAUCGAAUGUAGCAUUAUUUGCAAAGAUAGAGUCUCCUUUUAUCAUGUUGGCACAUAAAGCUCGACUUUGAGUGUCAUAUGCGGUCA